This is a messenger RNA of Tarenaya hassleriana, 3747 nucleotides long. RefSeq names its product myosin heavy chain, striated muscle. Bases 1132 to 3498 code for a protein of 788 amino acids. NCBI's taxonomy places the organism in Eukaryota, Viridiplantae, Streptophyta, Magnoliopsida, Brassicales, Cleomaceae. The record is from RefSeq and is a predicted model, not a curated record. The transcript is spliced from 4 exons.
AGAAAUUAGAAUUCUGGCUCUCGGAUCAGAAAAGGGUUAAUGGAUAGUCACUGUUCUUGUUGAAUUGUUCGCAACAUGUUUGCAAUAAUGUUUCAGUGAAUAUUACAGUCUCGUACAGAUUUUAUGGAAUUUCCAUAUUAAAGAUUUUGAGGUCACAGGUUACAGGUUGUGUUAAUGGUGACAGACAGUUUAUGUGGUCCAACUUAAGAUCUUCAAACAUGUGUGGCUUAUAAUACUUUUGUGGCUUGAUUUCUUCAAUCAAUUCUCUACAGUUUGGUGACUGAUACAUGCUUUCCCUCUGUGGGUAUGUGAUUGGUACCACUUUUUUACCAUCUAUUCUAAAUAAUCAUGGAAAUGGGGCGUGUCCUGACUUCAUCCUUUUGUAUAAGGCUGAAGAUUUAUAGACCCUUAAUACAAUCAUGUGCAAAAGUUAAACAUCUGAGUGAAUCUUUUACUUUGAAAUUGUGUUUGGAAACUAAAAAAGAAUAACAGAUCAGAUCUCAGAUUGUUUUGAUUGACAAUCCAAUUCUUGAUCCUUGGUGGUAAAGAUGGGUGUUAAUAUGAUAUUCUCUUGUGAAUUAUCAAUGGUGACAAAGAAGAAGGAAUCUAGUUGCUCUUGCUAGGCAUAACAAGCAUGGCCAGGGAAAGGAAAGGAAGAGAGUGAAAAAGGGUGUUUUUGCAAUGAAAAAGUAAGGGCAAGUGGGGACAUUUUAGGGCCUCCCACUUCACAGAAAACCAGGAAAAAAACUAAAUUUUUUCACUUUAUCUAUCUGUAAGGACGAGCUCUUGCAUGAUUCUUGAAAGUCAUUUACAUGUGUAUUUUAAGAAACUGCUCACCAAACUUUAUUCCUCUGCCAUUCUUCAUGACCAUCUUGGAAAAGUUGAUGUAACUCUCCUGCAUAACUUACUGCGACACAUGUACUUGCCAGUCUUCUGCAGCUUUGGUGUGAUUAGCUUGCUGUUUCAACAUACCCUUCUUGGAUCUCUUCACCAGAAACUCAAUUUUUCAGUUCUCAGCCUUUAACCGGGUCUUGGUUAUUGGCUGUUUACCGAUCCUUUCAACUGGUUCUGACUCUGCGUGGUUGAUUCUGUUCUGGGUUUUGCCCAAAAGUCGAUUAAACCAUUUUUUUCAUGGUUUGUUCCAUCCCAGGAGGCAUCCCUGGAGAGAAGACAGAGAGGUUGUGCUCGAUGUACUUUGGUGCCUCUUGUGUCGUUGCUCUGAGGCUUUUAACAGAAACCUACAUGGCAGAUGAGAAAUGGUUUGAGUUGAGGGAUAAAGUGAUAUUAUUAGGUUUUCUAGUCUGGAGAAUCUCUGAUGAGGAAAAGGAUAGGCUUUCUCAGAAGCUCGAGGAUGCUAAGAGCGAAAUAAGCAUACUGAAGAAACUGAGACAUGAAGACGCGAAAGCUAACGAGAAGGUUGUUAGCAUAUUUGCAUCUCAAGAACAGAAUUGGCUGAAUGAGAGGAAGAAGUUGAGGUUGCAGAUCGAAGCUCUAAUGCAGGAAUUGAGGGCCAUGGAGAAGAAAAAGGCAGAAAGCGUGUCAGAGUUACAAGAGAGAUUGAAAGAGACAGAGGCUUUGCUACAAUCUAAGGAUAAGGCCAUGGCAGAAGAUGAGCACAAACAUAAAGAGUUAGAGGAAAAGCUUGCCAAAACAGAGAAAGAAGCUCAAGAACUGAGAGAAAAGCUAGAGAAGGAGACGCAAGAACAUUCAGCCGAGCUGUGGAAGCAAAAAACGACAUUCCUUGAGCUUGUUUCUAGCCAGAGACAGCUUGAAGCUGAAUUAGGUCGUGCAGUUAAGCAAAAUGAAGCUAAAAAACAUGAACUUGAUUUAGCCAUGGAGCAGCAGGAGGAAUCCACAUCCAUGGCUGAGAAACUGUCCUCUGAACUUCUGAAGAUGAGGAAAGAUUUGGAGCAGAAAGAUCGAAUCCUCUCAACGAUGCUGGGAAAGUCAAAUCUGGACAUAGCCGAGAAGCAGAUGUUGCUGAAGGAGAUUAAGGUGUCGAAGGCUAAAAAGAAGCAAGCUGAACAAGAAAAAGAGAAAUGGAGAACAAUGUCAGAAUCAAGAAAACAUGAGAGGCAGUCACUGAGAAGUAUGUUUGCUGUUGAAGCCAAAUCACGAGGAGCCUCAAACCCGAGAAGACAGAUAGACAACGGAACACUUGAGUUGAAUGAAGAUACUGAUGCUGUUUCAGAAAUCGUCGAUUCAUUCGCCAAUGGUGAUUUCAGGAAACUACGGAUUGAUGGAAACUCAAAGAAAUAUGAAAAGAAGGAUUGUGGAGAUGACGGGCAUUAUAUUGCAGUGAUGGAGAAGAGGCAUCACAAUGAGCUCAACGCUUUUGCACAGCAAAUGAGAUUAAAGGAUGAAAAGCUGGAAGCUUUGUGUUGGCGUCUGAUGAAUGCUGAGUUAGAAUCAAAGCAUUUGAGGUUAUGUAUUGAAGGUUUGAACAGAGAAAUGUCUCGGCUUAGACAAGAUAACACGAAACUGGAGGGAAAGGUAACUCAGCAAGGCGAGGAAUCGGUGGUCUUGAAGAAACAAUUCACAUCUCAGUUGAAACGCUUAACUUUUCACAAGACCCAUGCGAGUUCUAGAAGCAAGAACGUGAAAAGAGAAGCACAGGGGGAACAGAACACAGAAACCCAGUCGGAAGAAGUUUCUCAGGAAACCAUAGUCAAGAAAGAAACAGAAGCAAAUUCUUCGGAGGAAUUAAAACCUCGAAGUCUGAUAGUUCAAUCUGAUACUAUAAAGAUCGAGCAUACCGAUCGGGGAAAUGGAAGUGUUGAGGAGAUUGAAAGCCUUGAGAAGUCAUCAAGCAUGAGCCAGCCAUCAAUUAUGACCAAGAAUCCACCUUGGAGAACUGAUCUUUAUGCCCUUGGGAUUUCCUGCAAGAUCAAAAGGCUCAAACAGCAACUAAUGAUGCUUGAAAGAUAUACUGGGAAACGAGAGAUUAAAGAUAUAGAUGAAACAAGUGAUUCUGGGAAAAGGGCUCUGUUAUUACUCCUGCCUUUGCUUAGCAAACAAGUUACUCGGUAUCAAUCACUCCAAGAGAAGACCGAUGAUCUCUGCAAGAGAAUGCAUGCGAAUGGUCUGGAAAAGAAUCGAGAAAACAUCAUAGCAAAUGGAGAAGGGAAGACAGCAUUGGAGCAAUUCUUAGAGGAGACAUUUCAGCUGCAAAGAUACAUAGUUGCUACAGGACAGAAACUGAUGGAAAUCCAAUCCAAGAUUGCUUCUGGCUUUUCCACGUUUCUAGAAGACAUCACCCACAAGUCAUCUUCUUCUUCUGCUUCUUCAUCAUCAUCAUUGACACUAUCUUCUUCUUCUUCUUCUUCUUCUUCUUCUUCUUCUUCUAGUGGGAGCUUUGACAUGAAACGUUUUGCAGAAAGCAUCAAAAUCCUGUUUCAUGAAGUGCAGAGAGGAAUAGAAGUUAGGAUAUCCCGAAUCAUCGGUGAGCUUGAAGGAACACUGGCCUGUGAAGGGAUGAUACGUUCCAAGCGACGGUAACUAAAAGCCACCGCAGAAAUGCACAGGAGCCUCUGUAUAUGAAGCCACAAAGUGUGUAAAUUCUUGACAUCUUUUCUCAAUUGAUUCUGGUAACUGAGUUCUGUAUAGAAUCGUUCAAAAAGAGAUUUGUAAUUUAAUUUGCUGUUCUUGAGGCUCACUGACGAGUUUUAUCUCAGACCAGCUAGUGUUGUCCAAUCGGUUUAUUAUCGGACUUUUGGUCAAAAGUUAAACCACGGGAUUGCUCCAUUA